Messenger RNA from Clonostachys rhizophaga, 549 nucleotides. Lineage: Eukaryota; Fungi; Ascomycota; Sordariomycetes; Hypocreales; Bionectriaceae. The record is from the annotation of a GenBank genome assembly.
AUGCUGUUCCCCAAAUUUGCUGCUGUUUUCGCAGCUUUUGCCGCUGCUGGCGCGAGCGCCCAAAAAUGCAAAUGCAAAUCGAACCCUUGCACUACCAAUCUCGUUAAAAACGGCGAUUUUGAUGACCCUUUAGAUGGCUCCCCAUGGGUUUUUAAGAAUAUGGAGAUCACCGAAAUCAAACCAAGGAGUUCUCCCCAAGCAGCUUUGGCCUCAAUCAAAAACGACAUCGAGAUACAUUCUAUUGAACAACCCAUCACCUUGAUUGAAGGAAAGAAAUACGCGCUCCGGUAUUACUACGCAAUUAUAUCAGGCACAGUUCCUACCGCCGCUGAAUGCGGAAUCAUUGCCCAGGUUGACAACAGUAUUGUAGACGUGAAUCCUCUGAUCACUACUCAACUGGGGAAGUAUAUUCUGCAUGAAUGGACUUUCACUGCGGCCGCAACUAGCGAACUUAAGAUCACGGUGGAAUGCACAAAAGCGGGCGCCACUGUUGACGUCAACCUGGAUGAUAUAUCCAUCUAUCCGUCCUCCUGCCUAAUCGUUGAAUAA